AUGGUUCCCGCAAUUCCAUAUUCUUUUGGCAGUGUUGCCAUUUUUGCCGUUUCUUCCUCUACCCCAAGCAAAGAAAUCCAUGUAUCUAGGUGCAAUGCUUAUGGAAGACCUCGGAAGCCAUCUCUAUUUCAGCAAAGGGUUAUGCUUCCCCAGUCUCUGACAUUUACACUGAUGCAAAAGUACAGGAGAAGCAGUGGUCUGAAGUCCAGGUCAAAGAUCCAAGGGUUAGCCUCUGUAGAGACUGAUGUAGCAACAGACGAGCCGAAUCCGGCCGUUGCAGGUGAAGCUGAUAGUGAAACCUCGGUUCUCCCACUAGCAUCUCUUUCCACAGGUGGUGAAACCUCCUCAUCUGGCCCCGGAACGACGACUUCUAAUCAGGGCAAACGCACAAGGGCGGUGAGGAAGAGCGAGAUGCCUCCGGUAAAGAACGAGGAACUGCUGCCCGGUGCAUCUUUCACGGGGAAAGUGAGGUCCAUCCAACCAUUUGGUGCCUUUGUUGACUUUGGGGCCUUCACCGACGGCCUCGUCCAUGUUUCCAACUUGAGCAGCGGUUUUGUCAAGGACGUGGGAAGCUUUGUCUCAGUUGGACAAGAAGUGAAAGUGAAGAUACUGGAGGCAAACAUGGAAACUGGACGUAUUUCCUUGACUAUGCGUGACGGUGAUGAGACCAACAGGUCAUCACAGAGGGCAGAAGCUUCUGAUAAUUUCAACAGCGACAAACCCAGAACCCCUAGGAAAAAUGGUUCAAGGCCCAACCAGAAGCGGGACGGCAACCAGAAGACCUCAAAGUUUGUGAAGGGGCAAGUUUUGGACGGCACUGUGAAGAAUCUAACUAGAUCAGGGGCCUUCAUUAACCUCCCUGAGGGUGAGGAAGGUUUUCUCCCCACAUCAGAGGAAUCUGAAGGAUUCAGUGUCUUGGGAAGCUCCUCACUGCAGGUGGGUCAGGAAGUCAAUGUCCGGGUCCUGCGGAUUACAAGGGGACAGGUGACCUUGACAAUGAAAAAGGAAGAGGACCUUGCGGAGUUAAACAAGAUACUCAAUAAGGGGGUGGUGUAUGCAGCGAGCAACCCUUUUGAGUUGGCAUUCCGUAAGAACAAAGACAUCGCAUUAUUUCUGGACGACAGGGAGAAGCUGAAGAAAUCUCCUGAACCAGUGGCCGUAUCAGAGACUCUGGAAAACGUCGAAGAAGCAGUCACUGAAACCCCAGCAGAAUCUGUGGUUCCUGCAGCUUCGACCUCCACUGAGGAGAAGUCUGAGGAAGAAGCUGAAGUGGAUCCAGUUUCAUCUGAGAAUGAUGUUUCUAGUUCGUCAUCAGAGACUGGGUCUUCUCUUGAAACCCCUUCAGACGAGGAGACCAGCGUAGAAAGUCCAGUCUCUGAGGAUGCAAGUGAACCCAUUACUGAAAACAAAGCUGUUGCCGAAGAAGAACCUGAAGAUUCUGUCCUCCAGGAUGAGGGAUCUUCAGACGGGGCUGCUGCAGAUGAAGUGAACGAAACUAACUCUGUGGCUGCAGCCGUGACAGAAGCUGAGGAGAGCCCUGAAGAACAGGUUGCAGAGGAAUCUUCAUCUGCUGCAGAAUCUGCAGCAGAUGGUCCUUCUGCCGAAGGGGCUGACUCGGGGCAAACUGCAUCAUCAGAUGCCCCACCUGUGGAGGAAACUGCAAGGAGUUCUGCUGGUGCCUCACCAGGUGAGAGAGUGAUCCCUGUCUGAUCAUUACUUGAUGGCAUCUGCUUCGAAAGAUGCAACCAGCGGCUGAUCUCUUUUACCCAAAUGCUACUGCCUCCUCAAGCACAUGACUAUUGUAGCCCCCCCUGUGAGAGUUCCUCCUCUAAAGGGUUGAAGACAUCAUCAGAAGUCACGCCCUUUCUUUUCUAAUUUUUGAAUUCGAUUUUGCGAGAGGAAAACUAAACUCUGACCUUAAGUUUGAUUGUUUCUCAGUGAUCACCAGUGAUGAUUUCUAUCUUAUUCUCAUUUCCUCUCAGCAAGUAAAUGAACAUAAAUCAUGAACCAGUUGCUUCAAUUAUUUUUCUGCUUGCAAAUUUGGGCGGAAAAAUAUUACAUUCCAACCUUUUUUUUUUCUUUUUUUUUUUUCGCAUCUUCCUUCUGUCCAAUGCCGUGGAAGCUGUCAGAGUGUUGCUAGGUGUUUGAAUUAUUGUCUGAAUUGAAAUCCAGCUACUGAUUUGACAUUUUCUUGUGGGAGAAAGGGCAACUUUGCCCAGAAAAUACCUUGUCCCUUUUCAUAUCAUUAACAACUAAGCACUAGAUCAAUUCUAUUGCUGUAAUCAUCUUCUUCUUGGUGUCUGCCGAACUGCAGCUGCCAUCUCCUCAUCUCUUGUGAAGCAGCUCCGUGAUGAGACCGGAGCAGGGAUGAUGGACUGCAAGAAGGCUCUGACAGAGACCGGCGGCGACCUCGCCAAGGCCCAGGAGCUCCUGAGGAAGAAGGGCCUCGCGAGCGCCGACAAGAAGGCGAGCAGAGCCACGGCAGAGGGAAGGAUCGCCUCCUACAUCCACGACAGCCGGAUCGGAGUCCUCUUAGAAGUCAACUGCGAGACGGACUUCGUCUCGAGGGGCAGCAUAUUCAAAGAGCUGGUCAACGACAUCGCCAUGCAGGUCGCCGCCUGCCCACAGGUGGAGUACCUGAACCCCGAGGACAUCCCCGAGGAGAUGGUCAACAGGGAGAGGGAGAUCGAGAUGCAGAAGGAAGACCUCCUGUCGAAGCCCGAGCAGUUCAGAUCGAAGAUCGUGGACGGCAGGAUAAGGAAGCGACUGGAGGAGCUGGCCCUCCUCGAGCAGCCAUAUAUCAAGAACGACAAGGUCGUCGUCAAGGACUUGGUGAAGCAGACCAUCGCCACUGUUGGGGAGAACAUCAAGGUGAGGAGGUUCGUCCGGUUCAACCUCGGCGAAGGCCUGGAGAAGAAAAGCCAGGACUUUGCGGCGGAGGUAGCAGCCCAGACUGCGGCGAAACCAGUGGAGGCCCCAGCGAAGAAGGAGGAGCCCCUCGAAGCCAAGGAAGCAGCUGCGGACAAGUAUGCAACUUGGGGGCCCCAGUCUGAUACAACAUGAUUAAUAUGGUUGAUUGAUGUCGAGUUAAGUGUGAUACUAAAUAUGGUUUUUUUUUUUUUUUUUUUUUUUUUGGGUGCAGACCUCCGGCGGUGGCGAUAUCGGCGGCUUUGGUCAAGCAGCUCCGGGAGGAGACCGGCGCCGGCAUGAUGGACUGCAAGAAGGCUCUCAUGGAGACCGGCGGCGACCUCGAGAAGGCGCAGGAGUAUCUGAGGAAGAAGGGGCUCUCAUCAGCCGACAAGAAGGCCUCUCGGGUGGCCGCCGAGGGCCGGAUCGGUUCCUACAUCCACGAUUCCCGGAUUGGGGUCCUGAUCGAAGUCAACUGCGAGACUGACUUUGUGGGCCGGAGCGAGAAGUUCAAGGAGCUGGUGGUUGACUUGGCCAUGCAGGUGGCGGCGUGCCCGCAAGUGCAGUAUGUGUCCGUGGAGGAGAUUCCGGGUAGCCUGGUGACCAAGGAGAAGGAGAUCGAGAUGCAGAGGGACGACUUGGCCUCAAAGCCGGAGAACAUAAGGGAGAAGAUUGUGGAAGGGAGGAUCUCAAAGCGUCUGGCGGAGCUUGCCCUCCUGGAGCAGCCCUUCAUCAAAGACGACAGCUUGCUGGUCAAGGACCUGGUGAAGCAGACUGUGGCGGCGCUCGGCGAGAACAUCAGAGUCCGGAGAUUCGUCCGCUUCACUCUUGGGGAGACCACAGACUGA
Spirodela intermedia is the source of this 3755-nucleotide messenger RNA. The record is from the annotation of a GenBank genome assembly. Lineage: Eukaryota; Viridiplantae; Streptophyta; Magnoliopsida; Alismatales; Araceae.